AAAACAAUUGCCUGUGGUUGUUGCAGAUGUUUAUUGUACAAAUAGUCCGUCGUCACUUUAUUAAUACACUUUCUGUCAGAAAAAUACCGAAUGCUGUUCCUGCGAAGGUCAUUCAUAAAUAUUUGCCUGAAACCAUCAAAUUUAAGUGGGUUUUGUGAACGUAAUUUUUGCAGUCAAAUCAUAGAAAAAAUGUCCAAAACUGCUUUAAUUAUUUUGGCACCAGGUGCUGAAGAAAUGGAAUUUGUUAUAUCCGCUGAUGUUUUACGUAGGGCCGGGGUAAAGGUAACAGUUGCUGGUUUAAGUGGUACCGAACCGGUUAAGUGCUCCAGAGAUGUUGUGAUCUUACCAGACACUUCUUUGGAAGCUUCAAAAUCUAACAAAUACGACGUUGUUAUAUUACCCGGUGGCUUGGGUGGAUCGAAAGCCAUGGCAGAAUCGGCAGUUGUAGGAGAAAUAUUAAAACAACAAGAAAGUGAGGGUCGUAUUGUGGCUGCUAUAUGUGCUGCACCAACGGCAUUAGCAGCUCAUAGUAUUUGCCAAGGAAAAUCACUGACAUCCUACCCAUCUGUAAAAUCUCAAUUGGAAACUAUUUACAAAUAUAUUGAUGAUCAGACAGUUGUUCAAGACGGCAAUUUGAUUACUAGCCGUGGACCAGGAACAGCAUUUGAAUUUGGUUUAAAAAUCGCUGAAGUACUAGCUGGUUCCGAUAAAGCGGCGGAGGUUGCCAAAGGAAUGCUGUUGAAAUAGAUAUUUUAUUACAAUGUUCAAACAGCUCUUACAAUAAAUAUGAAUAUAUGUACAUACCUAUAACAAAUUGUAUAUUCAUGUACUGGUCAAAUUACAGGAUAUAGUCUGAAAUACAAAGAGUUAAUGAAAA
Molecule: messenger RNA, 877 nt
Organism: Lucilia sericata (common green bottle fly)
Lineage: Eukaryota; Metazoa; Arthropoda; Insecta; Diptera; Calliphoridae
Product: protein dj-1beta-like
Exons: 3
Coding region: 91-747 (218 amino acids)
Biological process (GO): protein deglycation, glyoxal removal; guanine deglycation, glyoxal removal
Cellular component (GO): cytosol; nucleus
Molecular function (GO): protein deglycase activity
Source: RefSeq, a predicted model, not a curated record